This is a messenger RNA of Dipodomys ordii (Ord's kangaroo rat), 956 nucleotides long. It is a transcript of the gene Cysrt1, whose product is annotated as cysteine-rich tail protein 1. The record is from RefSeq and is a predicted model, not a curated record. The transcript is spliced from 2 exons. NCBI's taxonomy places the organism in Eukaryota, Metazoa, Chordata, Mammalia, Rodentia, Heteromyidae. Bases 305 to 733 code for a protein of 142 amino acids.
GGCUCACCCAGGGUCUCUGUCGGCGGAGGCCGGCGAGGGGGCGCGGAGGGGCCUCCUCCGGCAGCCGAGGUCAGCAGCCCCGGGGCCGGGACAUCGGCACAGGCCGGGGCUAGGUGGGCCCCAUGGCUCCAGGACAGGGCGCCCAGGGAAGGCAGCUAGCCGGAGCCCUGGCGGCCGGGGGAUCCGCGCUGCAGGCUCCGCGGCACCGGGAGAGGAGAGGCCUACACCAGGCCUGUGCUGCAGGUGGUGCUCUCCCUCCCUAGCAUCCAUAUCCGUGUCUCUGCCCAUACCCCGAGCUUGGACCAUGGACCCCCAUGAGAUGGUCGUCAAGAACCCCUACACGCACAUCAGCAUCCCCCGGGCUCAGCUACGGCCUGAUCUGGGGCAGCAGUUAGAGGAGGCUCCCUCCUCGUCAUCCUCUGAGAGGCAGCCUCUGCCCUCUGGGUGCUGUGCCCUAGAACCAGCCCGCCUCCUGCAGCCCACCGAGGCUCCACAGCCCAAGGGGGCCAAGGGGGCUAAGGGGGCUGUCCCUGACCAGAGUCCGCUGGCCUGGCAGCAGCCCUGCAACCCCUACAGCAGCACGCAGCGCCCGGCAGGACUGACCUACGCCGGCACGCCGCCCGUGGGCCGCGGCGACGACAUUGCACACCACUGCUGCUGCUGCCCUUGCUGUUCCUGCUGCCACUGCCCGAGAUUCUGCCGCUGCCACAGCUGCUGCUGUGUCGUCUCCUAGCCCGCCCGCUCACACGGACCCAGGCCUCUGCUCAGGGGUCACGAGGAGCAGACACUGCCAUGGGUGCCGUCCGCUUCCCGACUUCCCUUCCCCCGCCAUGGGACGUCUGUGCAGCCGGAGACUGGGGCCUGUCUGGGGCCCUUGAACCACAGUCCCAGUUACUGUCCAUGGUAGGGCCACAGAUGCCCCGAGCACACCUUCAGGGUCUAGGCAAUAAAGCCGG